Molecule: messenger RNA, 5884 nt
Organism: Cantharellus anzutake
Lineage: Eukaryota; Fungi; Basidiomycota; Agaricomycetes; Cantharellales; Hydnaceae
Product: SNF2 family N-terminal domain-containing protein
Exons: 20
Coding region: 117-5639 (1840 amino acids)
Biological process (GO): negative regulation of transcription by RNA polymerase II; chromatin remodeling
Cellular component (GO): nucleus; chromatin
Molecular function (GO): DNA binding; ATP binding; chromatin binding
Source: RefSeq, a predicted model, not a curated record
GUAGAUCCCAACUUGCCUUGCGCGGUUCGUUCGAGACCUGUUUUACGCUCUGCCAACGCGCACCUCUUCGCAAUCGUGCCCGCGUCUUUCCGCACAUCCUACUGGUGCACGCGAAAAUGGACGCGUCUAUUGAGGGAGGCGAACCGCCUUCUCAAAUGAUCAGCAGCCGUGACCUCCGUUUAACCCCUGGGAGGACAUUCUGGGUUGAAAUCCCGUACACAAAUAUCGAUGACGGCUCGGAAGUGAUUGACUUGACCGGAAUUAGUCCAGCACCUUCCCAAGCACCAUCGGAUGUCGGGGCGGGAAGAAUGGAAAACAAUCCAUCCGAAUCGUCUUUUGGUGACAAGAUCGACCUCGAACUGCAGGAAGUGGUAGGCGAGUAUAAAUUUGGCGGUGUUACAUGGUACUAUGCUCGUUUAAGAAGUGAAGUCAUUCAGAAGUUUACCCGUGAACAGUUAGAAGAAUACCCUGGUCUCUUGGAAGAGUACUUCGAGCUUAAGUCCGAAAAUCGUUUGGAACCCUUUGAUCCUUGGGAUAGCUUCGUCCGACCAAGAGAUCGCCCAUCAUCACAAGCUCCCUCCGCGAGCAGGGUUCAACCGAGGCGACGAGCGCGGAAGGACCCAGAAACGUUUCAGUCCGAGACGUUUACCCAACCUAGUGACAGUGACAGCUUGUUAUCUUACGAGGGAAGCACUUCAGAAGAUGGCAAACCUCAGCGACGCUCAACUCGAACCAAUGCCCAGAAGCUCAACUUCAGCCCAAGAAAGCUUCGUGGCUCCACCACAAACUAUUCCGCUACAUCACCUUCCAUUUCUGUCAUUCCCAGCGAUCCAAAGGAGGAAAUUGGUGGGAAAAUUCCUCCGUUGGUUAUCCGUAUUCCUGGGGCACCUAAAUUCGAAACGAUCAAUCCUGAGGUUGGGGUGGUUAGAGAUACCCCAUCCGUGAUGAUGAGCAUGGGAUUUGCACCUCUUUGUCAACAUAGGAAUGUCUGUCUUAAGUGCUUAGGUGAACCGACCCACAUCGAACGCAGGCGUCUCGAAAAGAGGAGGGGAAGGAAAAGGGAAGACGUGCUAGAUGAAGAACAACUACUUGAGAAACAGGCCGGAUGGGUUGCCUGCACAUCCUGCACCAUGACAUAUCAUUUCGGAUGCCUUCCCGACGUCCAGCGGGCCGAAAUAGUUCACGGGGUGCGUAAUCGUGAAGCAAAAAACUACACAGCGGCAAUCGAGGCCAUGAGUGACGAUGAAGAGCUGCCCCUUUCCCCGCCGAAGCGCCAUCGGAUUGGGGAGAGGGAGAUGACAUACUUCGUCUGUGCGGAUUGUAACAUCUCGAAGCUAUGUUUUGUUUGUUGCAAGGAUGAUCUACCGACAGCCGCACCAGCCAAGCCUGAACCCGAUCAUCUCACAACGCUUCGAUCGUCUUCCCCUGCCCCAGCCUCUGAAGGUACAUUGGAACAUGCUACUAGUCCACCGGCCAGUCUUACGUCUGACUCGCCACAACGUUCCAACGCUAAGAUUCCAAUCCGCUCAUUAUUGUUCCGUUGCGCCUCGUGUCGUCGUGCAGCACAUUAUCAACAUCUCCCCCCUUUACAAGCCGAUGAAAGCGUAAUGUUAUCUGCUAGGGAUAUCGCGCGAGAGUAUCACAAAUUUGGAUGGAAAUGCAAGGAUUGCCACUCUUGGGGAGUUGUUGAUAAGAUAUUGGCUUGGAGGCCUUAUCCACCAAACGUGGUUGCGCCAAAUCUCGCCAAAGGCCAAGUGCCUCCAAUUAAGAGUGCCUUACCGCGAGAAUACCUGGUCAAGUGGGUAGGUAAAAGUUACAGGCAUGUGGAAUGGGUGCCUCACCUCUUCCUGCUUUCCCGUGCACAUCACAAACUGUCGGGUUUCCUCAGGAAAGGUGCCAGGAUCAAACUGCUAGAUGAUAACCGUGACCAUACCAAAGUCGCUCUGGAGAUCCAUACCAAGCCUGACGACCUUUCAUCACCGCAACGUGCCCGAAAUCGCCAAGUGAUUGAGCCUGAGGGUGAAAGUGAUGAGGAGCGCAUUGUGGAUGGUCCACCAGGACCGGUACCUAAUGCCGUUGCUCUCAUUCCUCCUGCGUGGCUCUUGGUGGAUCGAAUUCUGGAUGUGAGAUUCUGGAAACCACCCCAGCCAAGUAAAGCGAAGAGACGACCCGCUCGUUCCAUCGUCACCUCAGAUAGUGAGGUAUACGACGACGGGACAAUGCUUGAUGCGAAUAUUAUCGCUCGAAAUACAUUAGUCGAUGGCGAAGAGCCCAAUCUUUCGUUGACAGAGACUUAUACACAGAGGAAACGCCGUACGGGGAAGAUUGCCCAAGACGACUCCAAGGAUGUUGUCUGGGCGUACAUCAAAUGGCAAGAUUUGGCGUACUCUGAUGCCACCUGGGAUUCGCCACCAAGAGAGGCAGAUGGUUGUGGGCUUUUCGAGAAGGCUUUCGCGAGAUAUAUUACUGCCAAAGAAACUGUCGUUCCAAUCCUGACACCGGCAGAGGCGGAGAAAAGAGACGCAAGAGCUCCCAAGCAAUUCAAAAUCCUCUCGCAACCCGACUGGGUUGAAGUCCCUCACCUCAAACUCAAGCCAUUUCAGCUUGAAGGCUUUACUUGGUUAUGGCAAAACUGGUGGAACAAACAGCCUUGCAUUCUUGCGGAUGAAAUGGGGUUGGGGAAAACGAUACAAAUUAUAUCUUUGAUCGGAAAAUUAGUCAAGGAUCGACAGAUAUUUCCGAAUCUUAUUGUUGUCCCCAACUCGACUAUUGCCAACUGGGUUCGCGAGUUUGAAACAUGGGCACCUCAUGUGAGGGUCGUCAUGUUUUCGGGCUCCGCAGAGUCACGCGAUAUCAUCCAAAACUACGAGCUCUAUCAUGAAAAUGGAAGUCUUGCGUAUCACGUCCUCAUCGGCACCUACGAAGCCAUCACGAAUCCUCGUGACUUCAAUUCGGUUUUCAAAUCUGUUCCGCGUUGGGAGGUUGUGGUAAUCGACGAAGGACAACGUGUCAAGUCGGAUUCAAGUUUGCUUUUCAGGCGGCUGAAGGAACUUAACUCAAUCCAGCGCAUACUUAUGACUGGGACUCCCAUCAAUAACAACGUCCGAGAGGUUUUCAACCUUAUGAAUCUCCUGGACCCUUCCAAGUGGAAUAACUUGAACGCUCUCGAGAGAAGAUUUGAGGUUCUAACUGAACAACUCGUUAGCGAGCUGCACGAAUUACUUCGCCCUUACUUCCUUCGACGAAUCAAGGCUGAAGUCAUGAAGGAUUUGCCGCGGAAGCAUGAAGUCAUUGUGCCAAUUACCAUGACAAAACUACAAAAAGAAGUGUACAAAUCUAUAAUGUCACAGAACCCCCAGGUUCUUGCCAUCCUGGCACAAUCAGUCUCUAAAGCUAAUUCUACAGUCAAGACUAACACGAACAUGAACAACGCAUUGAUGAACAUUAGAAAAUGCAUGCAACAUCCUUACUUGGUUAAUAGCGAUAUUGAACCUCCUAAUCUAUCAAACAAGGAAGCCCAUCGUCAGCUAGUAGAAGCCAGCGCAAAACUACGGUUUCUGCAAAUGAUGUUACCCAAACUCAAAGCAAAGGGCCAUCGAGUCCUUCUCUUUAGCCAGUUUGUAAUCCACCUCAACAUCGUAGAGGAUUUUCUCGGUGGGGAAGGAAUCAAGUACCUUAGACUAGAUGGGAACACACCACAGGCGCAGAGGCAGAAAGACAUGGACGCCUUCAAUGCACCUGAUUCCGACUACUUUAUUUAUCUACUGACGACACGAGCAGGAGGUGCGUUUCGUGAUUUCCUCGGGUUCUUAUCUCUUAGCGUGUCCAUCGCAGGAGUGGGCAUCAACUUAUGGUCAGCUGAUGUUGUCAUCAUUAAUGAUGUCGAUUUCAACCCUCAGCAAGAUUUGCAAGCUAUCGCUCGAGCGCAUCGGAUGGGCCAGAAGAAGCCAGUUCUUGUCUUUACUUUAGUGAUCCAGAACUCCGCGGAGGAAAAGAUCAUCAAUAACGGAAAGAAAAAAUUAGUGCUCGAUCACGUCAUUGUACGGAAGAUGGAGGACAAGGAUAACAUCGAGGAUGUUAAAUCUAUUCUUAGUCAUGGCGCGAAAGCCCUGUUCGACGAAACGAGUAGCACGGAGUUGAAUUAUACCAGCAAAGACAUUGAUGCGCUGAUUGAACGAGCGGAACUGGAGGCUCAUCGGCCUGUGGCCGAAGAAGCCAAAGCAGCAGGAUCCUUUGGAUUCGCCAAAGUUUGGGAGCGGGAUGACGCCAUGCCGUUGGAAAGUGGAGAUGCAGCUGCAUUACGGGAUCAGGCUGGAGACGCAGAUUUUUGGGCAAGCGUUCUCGAGAGGUCCCGACUAGAGGAGGAUGCACGACUAGCUGCUGUGAAAACAGGGCGAGGUGUUCGUCGAAAGGCAACAAAAACCCACUACUUUGGCAAACAAGGCAAAAAAGGCGAUGAAAGCGACGUUUCAGAAUUUGCCGUUUCAGCUAGCGGUUCCAUUCCAGACAGCGAUGACAAUUCCGGAUCGAAAUUGAUGGAUCUUGACGAUAUGCAACUGCUCCUUGGGUCGCAAGAAACCUUAGAACCGCGCCACAGUGUUCAGACUGACCCAUCAUCAACCAUUUUACAUCAGCCUCAAAUGGUCCAGAGACCCGGAGGGGGCGAACCAUGUCGUCUAUGUCGGGGCUCGCACCCAUCUCGUCAGUGUAGCAUAUUAAGAGAUCCUAGAGUUCUUGUGGACCUUCGUGACAUGAUACCCGAUUCAACCGAAUCGGCGGAAGCAAAGGCCGCUGCUGUUAGAGCUUUGGAUGAGCACCUGGCUCUACUGGGUCGCAAAAGAGAGAAAGGUCAACCACCACCGACAGCGGAAGGCCAUUCUUCCAACCCGCACAGCAAUGCUCCAGCGAUGAAAUUCUCGCAAACCGUUGCAGUCCCUAGACAUGCGGUGGCCGCUAGUCGUAGUGCCCCGGUUCGUGUUAGUAAAGUCUCAGUCCCGUCAAUUAUUUGGACGGAUCCAGUUCCAAGCGCGAGCAGCAUCUCGAAGAAACAAACUGCCUCCCGACCAUCUGCCGGGAAUCCCGUGCUCACUAGCACAACGCAGCUGCUUGAGGAAGACCCAAUGGCGAUAUUUCUUGGCAACUCAAAGUCCAGCACUUCAACUCUUCCAAGCUCAAGGAGUGAUUCAGCCUCAAGUUCCAACAUUAAACGUGCGCCGAGCCCCGGGACGCCUCCCAAUCCUAAACGUCAAAAACAACUUGGUGCUCCAUCAUACUUCCAUUCGAACGCCACCUCAGGGACGUCAUCGGCGAAUGGGAGCAGCGACAAGUCCCGUCCAAUCGCUGGAAGUGCAGGGAGCGUUCCUGCUGGCCCCGCCUUAUCGGGAACAUGUCAAAUCUGCCAACGCACGCCCUUCCACGAGUUCAAGCGAUGCCCAGUGCUGAUAGACCCCUUUCAGAUUUGGGAAGCCAUCAUGCGUUUACAGACGACAUCAGGAGGAAGCAUGUUGACCGUGCACAACCUUAAGAACCAUUUGAUUGAGCAUUAUCCUAAUCACGCAAAAACGUUCGGACUCGCAAUUCCUGACCCUGCAACGAGGGCUGCCCAACUGACUUUAGACAUCAGCGAUGAAGAUGAUUGAGGCUCAACCUUGGUCGGCUGGUUCCAUUUCAGGCAGAUAAUGUAGUGAUAGUAUCCCUGGACUUAUUGUCCACACAACGAUCCGCACGACUAACGGAUAACAACGAUGCCAUCAACCCUGCUUAUUUGUGGCCCCGCCCCGGGCUUGUUUGCCAUUUAUAUGCAGUCCCACUCUUGGUAGAUAACUAUCGAUUUACUGCUUAACACUAUCUAUCAAUGACGUAUCACCAUCCUCAACCAACUCGC